Momordica charantia (bitter melon) is the source of this 2011-nucleotide messenger RNA. NCBI's taxonomy places the organism in Eukaryota, Viridiplantae, Streptophyta, Magnoliopsida, Cucurbitales, Cucurbitaceae. The record is from RefSeq and is a predicted model, not a curated record.
UUCUCGCAACUCCAUGUCCUAGAUCUCUGCAAGCGAUUAAAAAAUUGCAGUUUUUUUUUCCUCCGCCAUUUUCAUGUACAUUGCAUCAACAUUUAAACUUCUCUUCACUUUUUCUGGAAUCCCAUAACUUCUGUUCUUGGUGGGUGGUGUCAAUUUCUGGGUUCUGGGGAUGAAAUUUACUUGAAUUCCUUUUUGGGUUGCCUGAAAUUUCUGUCAUUCGAAGGAUUUCUCGUUGGAAUUCGUUAGAUUUCAAUAUUGUUCCUCGGAAAAGGGAACUGAUUAUCUGGAUUGUCUCUAUCUUGGCCUUUUACGAAGGGCUUUCAAUGGGAACUCGUUGUUCGAAUAUUCAGAAAAAAGUUUCCCACGAUAAAUGCAAAUAAAAUCUACCCUUUUUUCUCCUUCCAAGUUUGACGGUUUUUUCUUAACAAUAUUUAUAUCAUAUAAGAUUUGAAACGGUCGUGAUUAUUCGUUUUUUGAACUUUCUGUUUCGAUACGCGUAACGCCAAAUUUCCGCCUUCUGGGUCGCUUCAUUUGCGCCCUUUUUGCUAAUUUGAACCGAUUUUGUUCAGCGGUAAUGUGGUUUUCUUUUUUGCAGUGCUCUAGAUCCAAGCCAUUGAUUUACAAACUAAUUUGUAGCUCCCAGAUGCGACCCAUCUUCAGAUUUUCAACCGUAUCGGCUUGACAAAUCAAUUAAUUUGGUCGUUCUUAUACUUUGACGAGAAUUUUGGGGGAUUGAAGACGAAUCGAUGGGGCAUUCGGCGCCGGUGUGGGAUUGUAGAGCGGCGACUGAGAUUACCAAGGACUGGAACGGCAUUGAUCAGGUUGUUCUUAGAAAUCCGAAAGGGGCUUCCGCUAGGAUUAGCUUACAUGGAGGACAAGUUAGUUCUUGGAGAAAUGAGCAAGGGGAAGAACUUCUGUUUACUAGUAGUAAGGCAAUCUUCAAGCCGCCAAAAGCUAUGAGGGGAGGGAUACCCAUAUGUUUCCCUCAGUUUGGAAACUGUGGAUCACUAGAGCAACAUGGGUUUGUGAAGAACAAGAUAUGGACAAUCGACGAAACUCCGCCGCCUAUGUGCCCUGACGAUAUCGAGGGUGCCUCCUUUGUUGAUUUACUAUAUAGACCAUCUGAGGAGGACUUGAAAUGUUGGCCCUAUAGUUUUGAGCUUCGCCUUCGGGUGUCUCUACGACCCGAUGGGGACCUGGUUUUGAGAUCUAGAGUUAGGAAUGUCAACGGGAAACCAUUUAGUUUCUCGUUUGUCUAUCACACGCAUUUGGUGGUUUCAGACAUCAGUGAGGUGCGGAUCGAAGGUCUGGAAACGCUCGACUUCUUGGACAAUCUGUGUCAAAAGGAGCGCUUUACAGAACAAGGAGAUGCCAUAACCUUUGAAUCUGAGGUGGAUCGAGUAUACGUGAGUACUCCGAAUGUAAUUGCUGUACUUGAUCAUGAAAGGAAGCGAACAUAUGUGAUAAGAAAGGAAGGAUUACCUGACGUUGUGGUUUGGAAUCCAUGGGAGAAGAAAUCGAAAGCAAUGGUUGAUUUUGGGGACGAGGAGUACAAACAGAUGCUUUGUGUAAACGGAGCAGCGUUAGAGAGACCGAUCACCUUGAGGCCAGGCGAGGAAUGGACAGGGAAACUGCAACUCACUGUUGUUCCCUCGAGUUUCUCCUUCGACUUGUAGAGGAAAUCGAACUGGGCAUGGACACGGGCACGCUCACGGCCAUACUACUUUUAUUGGGUGUAGAAUGGCUGAUUUCUGGUAGUUUUAGAAGAACUGGUGAUUCUCUCUUCUUUUUUUUUUUUAGUGGAAUUGGUGAAAUUAGGAUGUGGGGAAUCCUGCAAGCAAAUUCUGAAGCCAAUGUUUUUAUAGAAUGGCUGCAACUGCAUAUCCCCAAACUAUCUUAUUUUCUUUAGAGGAAGAGAGGGUGAAUUUUUGUUAUCUUCUUAGUAUUAGAAAUUGCCUCUUCUGUACUUCAAAAACAUGGUUUCUCUUCAAUCAUAGUUUAACAAAUUUCC